Messenger RNA from Racocetra fulgida, 121 nucleotides. NCBI's taxonomy places the organism in Eukaryota, Fungi, Glomeromycota, Glomeromycetes, Diversisporales, Gigasporaceae. The record is from the annotation of a GenBank genome assembly.
UUACUGGUUCUCAACAGUCAUCGGAUGAUGUAUUGGUUCAAAAUACUAGUGAAACUGACGAUCAAUCUGCUCCAAAUUUUCUCAAAAGAAAACAUUGUGGUGAAUCUAUGCCGGACCUAGU